Messenger RNA from Sodiomyces alkalinus F11, 1834 nucleotides. RefSeq lists its product as hypothetical. Bases 250 to 1794 code for a protein of 514 amino acids. Lineage: Eukaryota; Fungi; Ascomycota; Sordariomycetes; Glomerellales; Plectosphaerellaceae. The transcript has a single exon. The record is from RefSeq and is a predicted model, not a curated record.
GUGAAUGAGUCAACUGUUAGUCGACUUGACCUCGACAACCCAUACAAUUAUCAAGGGCCAAGGGUUUCAACCGCCAUUGUUCUUCGCCGUGAUUAUGUCUCUCUGGCUACAUGUUCUGACCUCUGGCCCUCGCCAUUCACCAUGAAGACACAAGUCGGCGCUCCGUGUUCAACUUGACGAUAUGUGCUUGUGACAGCCUACUCGUGGGCAGUUUAUAAUACUCCGAACUGCCUGUACCUUGACCGAAAGAUGCGAAACAACCGCAAGGAUAUUCCCGUCGCAAGAGAGAAAGACAGAGUAUCUCCACCCCAAACAAAAACCAAAACCAUGGACUUCCGACUACCAGCCUGGAGCCAGGCAGCCCCGCCCUCCUCUCUAUCUGCCGUUCUCUGUUUCCCCUAUCACGAAACGGGUUGGCAGGGUAAAGCCAGGACAAUCCAGCAUAUUCAGAGCGCCAUCCGUCGGCUCGAGACAAAGCAGCCGCUCCUCACCUGCAGAGUCUUUCGCGAUGCGAGAAUGGGCGGAACCGAGACACGCAUUCGCUUCCUCCAAGACCACACCAUACCUUUCAGCGAGCUCAAGGUCGAACACUUGGGACCGUACGUCCCGAGAUGCUACAGGCUCCUACAAGCGCGCGGGUUCCCACAGCGCUUGUUCGUCAACGACCGCGUCAUGGCUGAGCAAGAAACCAGAACCGAGGAGGACGGGUGGUCGAAUGUCUUGCGCAUCGAGUACACCUUCGUCGAGGGAGGGUUCCUGCUCUGGAUCCAUCUCCACCGGACGGUGGCGGACGAGGACUGUCUUGGCCGUGUGAUCAACUGGCUUGCCGCCGAAACCCAACCGAGAGAGUUAGAGGCCGACCCAGGGAUGGCCGUCAACUUUCUCUACCCGCCCCUUACUACCGAGCGCAAUGCCACCAGCAUCACCGCCCGAGGAAUGUCGGCGGCACAUGAUCUCUAUCCAUGCCCCGAAUAUUCCCUCCAGGUACUCCCCAGCCCCGAUAUCGCCGGCAUCUCUACCCCAUACAAUGGCACGACCUUCGACGCCGAGCCUUGCGUAGGCGUCAUCUUCGUCUUCGAGACCGAAAAACUGAGAACACUCUCGACCCUCAUCGGCAGACAGGUCAGCCCCACCGCGACGCACAUCCCGCUCUACACAUUCCUCGCCGCCACAGCCUGGGCGCACAUCACCCGGGCCCGCUUCGCCCAGGAGCUUGGCGACGGGCCCAUCCCGCCCUGGUCCCGCGCGGCCACCAUCGCGACGCCUGUCUGCUGGAGGUACCGCGUCCUCGACCCCGACGCCGGGGACGUCCACUUUGGGAAUACGCUCGCUUGGCCCAUCGCGACGCUCCCUGCCGAGAUGGUCCUUGGGUUUGACGAUCCGAGUCGGGGACAGGUUCCACAUGUCGUGCAGUUGAUGAAGGCUAUCAGUACCUCGGUCCGCUCUGUGGAUGAGAACUUUGUUGAAUCGAGAACCAAGUUUCUUGAGAAGGCGGUUGAGGGGGGUAGAGGUAUCGGGUUGACUGUCUUCCCCGACUGCGCGACGGAUUUGGUGUUUGGUUCGUGGCGGUUCGUGGGCGCCGAGGCCAAGUGGGAUAUUCCGGGGGUGCCGGUAUCCAGGGCGGAGAGGGUCCGGAGGGUUGGGCCUCGGUUCAUGGCUGGGGAGGCGCUGAUUCUCCCCGAGAGGGAAGGGGCCGGGGAGUUGGAGCUGCUUGUCAGUCUGCCCAGGGGCUCGAUGCAGAGGUUGAUGAUGGAUAGGAGCUGGAUGGGGGCUGUUUGCCGGGUUGUCGAGUGAUAUACUUGGAGUGAAGUGUUGGAUGGCUCUUGGACAGUUA